AUGCUACUCACAGCUCACCCAUUACACAGCGAACUGGACCACACCACGAUAUACAACUAUCAGAACUACGCCGCGUCGGAGUUCAAGGCCAUUUCUCUGCUGGGCGCCCUCACCACGGCAGGCACAAUCAUCAGCGCCAUCCUCAAGCCUCCGAUCGCGAAGAUUUCCGACGUCGCCGGCCGAGCUGAGACUUACAUUGCCGUAGUUGUCUUCUACGUUGUGUCGUACGUGCUUUGUGCGUCGGCAAAUGGGUUCGGGCAAUAUGCUGGAGGCUUCAUUGUCUACUCCAUUGGUCAGACCGGCAUGCAGAUUCUGAACCAGAUCAUUGUGGCCGACAUCACAUCUUCGAGAUGGCGCGGUCUAGCGAAUGGUCUGGUCAACUUGCCUUUCAUGGUCACACCCUGGAUUUCCGCCUUCGUCGUCGAAGGGGCGCUGGCCACCAUUGGCUGGCGUUGGGGGAUAGGCAUGUUCGCCAUCAUCAUGCCGGUUUGCUCCGUUGCUGUCAUCGUUCCAUUGAUGUGGUUUCAACGGCGUGUCAAGAGGGCUGGGGGCCAAGUUCGAACCAAGACCACCCUCCUGGGACUGUCUACGCAGAUUGACCUUGGUGGGAUGGUGCUUCUCGGUGGUGGCUGUGCAAUGCUUCUGCUACCCAUCGCCCUUGCAGGCGAUACACCGGGCCACUGGAGCACGCCCUGGGUGCCGGUUCUGAUGGUCGUUGGUGCUUGCUUGCUCGUCGGCUUGGUUUACUACGAAUCGCGCAUAGCCAGAAAGCCGAUAAUUCCGCCACGGUUCGUCAAGAACAUCUCGCUGGUCCUCGCAUUCCUGAUUGGUUUGCUUGACGCAUUCGCUUACAGUAUCACGCAUACGUACAUGUACGCUUGGGCGACGGUGGUGCACAAUUUCUCUGCACGCGAUGCGACGUUUCUCACCUACACCGCCGGCUGCGUCCAGGUACUGACAGGACUGGCGACUGGGUUCCUGAUGUAUCGCAGCAGACGCUACAAAUGGCUCCUGUUGAUCGGUGUCAUCGUCCGCUUAAUCGGAUAUGGGUUGAUGAUGCGUCUUCGGGGCGCCAACAACUCGGUUGCCGAAAUUUUCAUGAUGCAAGUUGUCCAAGGAGCAGGCAGCGGAGCGGUUGGUACAGUGGUCAUCGUCGUCGCGCAGAUCGUCGUUCCGAAAGCAGAGCUGGCACAAGCUACAGCUUUGGAGCUCCUGUUCAUUUACCUGGGCAACAGUCUUGGAUCCUCUCUCGCAGGAACAAUUUAUACCAGCCUUUUCAAAAAGAGGCUCCGCUACUGGAUGGAUCCUGAUACACCACAAUCGACCAUUGAUAGUGUCUAUGAGACAAUUACAGGUGUGACGCAGGGGUCUGGAUCGAGUGAGAAAUAUGCUGUCAAUCAUGGAUAUUCGGAUAUUCUGCGAUAUAUGACCAUUGCUGCAUUAGUCGCUUCCACGGUGCCGAUGGUGGUGGUCUGGUUCUUGCCCAACUUGAGGCUGAAUGACAAUCACAACCUUGCAAAAGAGUUGGGAGAUUCAGACAGUAGACAAGAUGAACAGGAACAUGAGCGAGGAUGGUGGAAGAGACUACAACGUAGAGUGGCUUGGUGAUGGUUG
Molecule: messenger RNA, 1614 nt
Organism: Exophiala xenobiotica
Lineage: Eukaryota; Fungi; Ascomycota; Eurotiomycetes; Chaetothyriales; Herpotrichiellaceae
Exons: 1
Coding region: 1-1608 (535 amino acids)
Biological process (GO): transmembrane transport
Molecular function (GO): transmembrane transporter activity
Source: RefSeq, a predicted model, not a curated record